Molecule: messenger RNA, 524 nt
Organism: Aspergillus versicolor CBS 583.65
Lineage: Eukaryota; Fungi; Ascomycota; Eurotiomycetes; Eurotiales; Aspergillaceae
Exons: 1
Coding region: 73-495 (140 amino acids)
Source: RefSeq, a predicted model, not a curated record
CUGGGGACGAUAUGCAUCGACAGGGCUCCGGAGGUCGGGGGAACGUGGAACUGGAAUCGCUACCCGGGCGCCAUGAGUGAUACUGAGAGCUAUCUCUAUCGCUAUUCGUGGGACAAAGAGGACUUGCGCACCUACCCCUGGCAGACACGGUAUCUUUACCAACCGGAAAUCCUCAAAUACCUCAAUCACAUCGUGGACAGGUACGGCCUACGCAAGCUGUUCCAACUGGGGGUCAUUGGAAAUGGAUCGACUGGCAUCCAGGUCAUGACCGCUCUCGCUCCAAAGGUGAAGAGGCUUAUCUCAUUCCAGAGAAGUCCCCAGUACUCAGUUCCGAGCGGCCAAGGACCUGUUUCCAAAGAGUACAGAGACUGGCUCAAUAAGAAUUACGACAGCAUCUACGACGAUGUCUGGAAGUCUCAACAUGGCCAUGGGAUAUCUGAGGUCACCCGGCCUACCAUGUCUGUAUCCGCGGACGAGAGACAUCCUGGGCUCUAAAAUAGUUUAGAACCAAGUCCUUUUGCGGC